ACUCAUUUCCAUAGAAACAAUACAUUAUCAGUCUGUGACUGCAACAUUGAAUUAUUUGAAUGAUUGGUAUCGUUUCACAUUCACGUGUAUUUCUUUAAUCAAGUCUGGAGACAUCUUGUACUCAGAUAUGAAAUUCAGGAAAUGACUCGAAUAGCUUUCUGAUGUUAAUCUAAUCAACAUUUUUUUAUGUCUUGAUUGCUGUCAACAAUUAAAGAGAAAAAUUGAAUUGGAUCUUCUUUUCUUUUGGCAUCAACUACAUUGCUGAACAUGAUCUUGUUUUCGGGGCGAUAAACUUGGUUGCUUAAAUGCUAAACAACAUUAAUAAAUAAAUAAAGAAAGAAACUAACUAAAUUGAGCAUGGCUUAUGCUUCUAAUAAUUUGAGUGUCUUGCGACAAAAAGCAAUGACUUACUAUAAAGAAAAUGGUAUACCCAAAAAAAUAGAAGAAGUUUUGAAUGCUAUGUUUUAUGAAAAUCCAUCUGAUCCAUAUGGUUAUUUAGCUAAUUACUUCAGUGAUUAUGCAGAAUCAUCUAAAUUAAAAAGGAUUUCUGCAUGCAUGGUUUAUGAUGGUCAAGGAUUACCAACUUUAGAGACAAACGUAUAUUGCACUGUUAACAAUAAAGAAAAGCAUAUUUGUUCUACACUCAUUCCAAAUAGAGACAUAAAAAUCUGGUUAGAAGAACGUGAAAAAGCACAAAUUGAAAUCAAAGCUUCAGUCCUUGCAGCCAUUAACUUGAUCAAUUGUGAAUUAAAUGAGACUCUGAAAGGCUUAGAUCCAUUAAAACAGACAGACAUUGAUCAAAUGCUUCUUUCCUUUAUGGAAAAAAAAAGGCAAAUUGAAGAAAAAGAAAAGGAGAAAGAGAAACUGUCUAAUGAAGAAUUACCUGCCCUCUCUGCUAAUGCCACUCCUGCCGUUGCAUCGCAAGUAGCUAAAAAUAAAAGAAAACAAUCAAGAAGCAGUGCUAAGAUUGCAAAGUCUGGAAAUGUUGCACAUAUUCCUGAUAGACCUCUAGAAAUUUUAGUCUCAGGCAGUGAAUCUGUCAUAGCUAUCAGCCAAGCUGUUUGUUUGAGUGCUGCCAUUUCUAACAAUUACAGAAUUUAUCAGCAUGUUGCUAAUCUAAUGCAUCCUAAUGUUUCGGCCAGACAUUAUAGAAUCCCUCUGCCUAUGAUAACAAUUCUACACGGUGGUAAGGGUGUCGCUGGAAAACAAAAUUUGAUCAAAGAAUUCAUGGUAGUUCCAGGUAUUAACAUGCCAUUUGAAAAGGGCUUACAACAGAUAGCCAAUAUAAACAGUCAUGUAUCCAAGACUCUUUCUUCAAAGUUUGGUGCUGCAGUAAAAUAUGUCAAUGAAAAUGGAACCCUGUGUCCACCAUUAGAUCAGCCCAAUCAAGGUUUAGAUCUGAUCAUUGAAGCCAUUCAUGCCCAAGGACUUACUGUAAAUAAAGAUAUGCACCUUGCUAUCAACAUUGCUGCACAUGAGUUUUUUGAUCAUGAUAAAGGUAAAUAUGAAGUCACUGAGUCAACAUGGAAAAGCUCAGAAGAAAUGGUCCCUUAUACAUCUGAGCUUUUAACUAAAUACCCUUCUAUUGUUGCUGUGAUUGAUCCUUUAAGGGGAGAGAAUUUUCAAAAAUACUCUGAGGAAUCUGAGACCUGGAUAAAACUUUGUGACAAAGUAAGCAAGUCAGUCUACAUAGUGGGAGAUAACUUUUACAGCAGGCCAGGUUUAUUGAUUAAAGAACCUGCACCAAUUUCAGCAUUUACCAGUGGAAUUGUGAUGCGCCUGGAAAGACUAAACACAUUGUCUGACAUCAUUACUUGUGCUAAACUUUAUCAGGCUCUAAAAAAUGAGAUAAUAAUUUCAACUAAUGACUUUGAGACCACUGACACAUUUUUGGUUGACUUUUCUGUAGGAAUCAAGGCAAGGUUUUUGAAACUAGGAGGCAUUCAUACUGGUGAAAGGUGUUGUAAAAUAAAUCGUAUGCUUCAGAUUUACAGGGAGCUGGAGCAUCCAGAGAUAAAAUUUGUUGAGGAACCAUCAGAAUCUGAAACUGUUGCUGGAGAAACAGAAGAACAGGUGACCAUUAGAUACACGGUUGGCAGCCAAGAGGAGCCAAUUGUAGAGACAGUUGAAGAGAAAGAAGAGGCUGAAAUAAUUAAAGUGCCUACACCUGAGCCAGAGGAUGAUGGCAAAUUUCAUCUAAAACUGCAUGAGUCUUUUGAAUUUCCACAAAUCAAUUACCCAACUCUUCAAAAUGUUGAGCCUGUUGACGCUGAAUCAGUGGAGCAAAACAGCUGAUUUGUUUCAUCAAAUUUAUUUUGUUUACAAAGAAAUGAAAGGAAAACUAUUUCAGAUGUUAUUUUUGUCUUUAGUGUCACUCAACUAAAAAGUUUACAAUAUAAUUGGAAAAAUAUUUAAACAAAUGUCAUGGGACCACAUUUAGAACUUGUCUAUAUGUAUAUAUUUUAAAUAUAUAUAAUUUAUUAUAUAA
Messenger RNA from Biomphalaria glabrata, 2488 nucleotides. Its product is annotated as enolase 4-like. Lineage: Eukaryota; Metazoa; Mollusca; Gastropoda; Planorbidae. Gene Ontology annotation, molecular function: magnesium ion binding; phosphopyruvate hydratase activity. The transcript has 16 exons. The coding region runs from base 358 to 2295 and encodes 645 amino acids. Gene Ontology annotation, cellular component: phosphopyruvate hydratase complex. The record is from RefSeq and is a predicted model, not a curated record. Gene Ontology annotation, biological process: glycolytic process.